Molecule: messenger RNA, 1150 nt
Organism: Scomber japonicus (chub mackerel)
Lineage: Eukaryota; Metazoa; Chordata; Actinopteri; Scombriformes; Scombridae
Gene: creld1a
Product: protein disulfide isomerase Creld1
Exons: 6
Coding region: 190-921 (243 amino acids)
Molecular function (GO): calcium ion binding
Source: RefSeq, a predicted model, not a curated record
GGCGGUGUGUAAGGGCUGCUGCAUGCUCCGCCCGCUCGGGGUGUUCGGGUUUAAGUCGGAGAGAAGCGUGACAGAGUUUCUCAGCUGUGUACCACCUCUUGUUCAACUUUAAAGACCGUGACUGUUCACACUUAGCAGACGCACACAGAGGAGGAGGACUUCAUGUCAAGGUCCACUUGAAUUGCUGUUAUGUUGACUCUUGGACAGAUGGGGGUGAGGAUGCUUCACAGGGACCUGCUGCCGGCUGUUUGGCUGUGUUGUCUGUUGGCUGUUCAGGUGCACAGCUGUCCAGAUGCCUGCAGAAAGUGUUUAGGCCCAGAAAAUGACAAGUGUGUGGAAUGCAGAGCAGGAUGGAUGCUUCAUUAUAACAUCUGUGUAGACAUUGAUGAGUGCGGCACUGAGCUGGCUAAGUGUCCUACCAGCAGUUACUGCUUUAAUACAGAGGGCUCCUUCGAGUGCAGAGACUGUGACCCAGCCUGUGUGGGCUGUAUGGGUAAUGGUCCGGUACGCUGCAGAAAGUGUGCCCCUGGGUACAGACUGACAGGGUCCAAGUGCUUGGAUGUAGAUGAAUGCAGUGACAGGGUACUCGCCUGUCAUGGUCUGAAUGAGAUUUGUACCAACACUGAAGGCUCUUUCUCCUGCAACUGUGCUGAAGGAUUUAUCCGCAAGGAAAGUGUUUGUGUAAAGAAGCAGCUGCCUAGUGUCCAGGAAAAGGGUCUGUUUGAGGAUAUCCAGGAUGAAGAGGUAGAGGUUCUGCAGCAGAUGUUCUUUGGCGUGGUGCUUUGUGCUCUGGCCACAAUGGCUGCUAAAGGAGAUAUGGUCUAUACAUCUCUGUUCAUGGGUGCAGUGGCAGCCAUGGCGGGGUACUGGCUCUCUGACAGAGGAGACCGUUUGUUAGACAGCUUCUUAAGGGGACGUUAAAGCUCAGCACUGUCUGUGGAAGCACUAAAAAGAGGAUUUCACACUAAAAACUUUGAUGUUUCGGAAGAUAGACACUUUAUCUGGCAAACUCAGACUGCUAAAGCCUCAGAUUAACUGCAGCUCAACUUUUUAAUGCAAUCUUAUAUUUGAACAAGGACUGAGGACUUUGUCCCUGUCGCUUUGAGAAGGGGAUCUCUUUGCAGGUGUUACGCAGAGAAUUUACAGCAUU